AGAAACCUCCUUCAUCUCUAUCGCCCAAACCGUCCCCCACACCCAACCGGCCCCUUUGCUUUCUUUCUCUCGUCUCCCCUUCUCCCCUAGUGAAACCCUAACCACCUCCAUAGAUCUUUGCACCGUUCUUGGAGCGGUGCGCUAGGCCCGCUAUGGCGCCGGAGGCUGCGCAGAUGGAAGUUGAGCGGCGGCUGCGCGACAUCGGCGCCCGCUUCUCCUCGCUACCGGAGCCCAACACUGAACUGCUAUCUUUACUCGAGGAAGCGGAUACCUGGUUAUCCAGGGUGGAUCAAUCGCCGCCAACGAGCAUAUCCAAUGCCCUGCGCCCCACGAUGGAGGCUUUGACCAAAAAAGGUCUACUAAACCACCCUGAUCCAGGCGUCAAGGUUGCUGUUGCCUCUUGCUUAACUGAGGUCACCAGGAUCACUGCACCAGAAGCCCCCUAUGAGGAUGACGUGAUGAGGGAUGUGUUUACUGCAAUAGUCGUGGAGGCUUUUGGCAAUUUGGAUGAUAUGGACAGCCCCUCCUUUGCAAAGAGGGUUUCAAUUCUUGAAACUGUUGCAAAGGUGAGGUCUUGCGUCUUGAUGUUAGAUCUCGAGUGUGAGGACCUGAUACGGGACACAUUUCACCAUUUCUUCAGAACCAUAAGCUCAACACAUCAAGAAAAUGUCAGCUCCUCUAUGGAAACUAUAAUGAUGUAUGUAAUCCAGGAGAGUGAGGCUGUACACCCAGAUCUGGCAUCGUGCCUCCUUCAGAACCUUAGAAAGGAAAAGAAAGAUUCAUUUCCGGCAUCUUUGACGCUGGCAGAGAAGAUAGUGAAUCUAUGUCCUGAAAAGUUAAAGCCGGUGUUUAUUCAGUUGCUUCAGGGCACUCCUUUAAAUUUGUACAGCGAAACUGUUGAAUCAUUGGUAGAAGGUUCUUCACAUGCUAGAGAUGACAAAGAUGAUGCUUCUGGAAAAGACACGGUAGCUGACAAAAAGUUACCUCAGACAACUGUUUCUGAUAAGUCACCUCAGGAAAUUUCAAAAUCAGAGAAAGAUGUCAAUUGCCCUGGACAAGAUGAGAGUCAUCCAUGCAGUACUCUCACACCUUCUUUGAACAAUGGUGGUGCUUCAGCUGAUAAUGUCAAGGCUCCAAAUGGACCAGCUUCUUCUAAACAGAAGCCUGAACUGCUUUCUGAUGACAAGCAGACAAAAGUUUCUGAUGAGUUGAUACACAGUGACAAGGAAGCACCAGAACCAGUCACCGCGGAGCCUGGAAAGCUAUCUGGUAUCAGUUCAAAGAAAAGUCGCAAGCUUGACACUUCAACUGAGUAUGAAGUGACUGAACGUUCUAAGGUUCCUAGCGUUAAUCAGGGACUUGUGGCAUCUGGGGAGUUGUCCCCAGAGACAAAUGAUGGUAAGAAUGAGCUGGCAUUAGAGACUGGCAAUAGAGCUGCUGAUGACAAAUCAAAGCCUGUUGAUAGUACACCUGCUGUAGAUAAACCAAAGCGAGGCCGGCCUCCUGCAGCAAAGUCACAGGAGAAGAAGCCUGUUGGCAAGAGCCAGGUAUCAGGUCUAGAAUCUAAAGAAGUCCGCUCACGCAGUGCUUCUGGAGGAAGGGCUAAAGAUGGUGUGAAAUUGUCAUCUAGAAGAAGUAACGUAGAAGAAUCUUCAAAGAACCAACCAAAGGACAGGUCUAAUCUGCAGAAAGAAGACACACUCUCUGAUGAAGAAACUGAUGAAGAUCAAAGUUUGAAGGAAAUGGUGUCUCCAAAAUCAUUUACUAAGAUGGAGAAAAGCAAAGCCCAACCAGGGGACAGUGGGGGAUCAAAAAGGAAACGCUCGCAGGAAGCUGAAGAGGUCCCUCCGUCGAAGAAAAACAAAGUUCUUGAUGGAAGCCUUAUUGGCUCAAGAAUCAAAGUAUGGUGGCCUGAUGACAAGAAGUUCUAUAAUGGCGUUGUUAAAAAAUUUGACGCUAAUUCAAAAAAGCACAAGGUUGUGUAUGAUGAUGGUGACAUUGAAAUACUAUUGCUGAAGGAUGAGAAAUGGGAAUUCAUUACCCAUAGCAAACAGGACAGCAUUGAUGACAGUGAUCUUCCCAAGAAGAGAGGACGUCCAAAAGUUUUGCGUUCCACCAAUAGUAUGUCAAAUGAUGAUAGCCCUGUGACUUCAGCGAGAUUGAAGGUGAAAAGUGCAGAAAAGGAUGCGGGAGAGACACCUAAAGCUGGCAGCAGCCUUAGAAAUGAAGGUGGGAGAUUGUCUCGGUCCUCUAGCAAGGUGAGCAACAAGGAUGAGGCUGUUAGCACUAAAAGUGUCAACAGAUCAAAAGAUGUGGCUGUCAGCAAGCACAAGGAAUCCAGUGUAUCUAAUCCAAAAGGCCCAAGCACCCAGAAAGCUUCUGAUGGAUCCAAGUCAAAUGGUCUUUCAACAAAAAGAAGGCCAAGGGAGAAAGAAGUGUCAUCUGAAGAUGAAGAACAGGGGUCUGCAAAAGCAUCUAUUGGGAACAAGCGCAGAAGGAAGGUCCUUAACUAGUUUCUCCGUGCCUGCAGCUCUGGCAUGAGGCAACCUGUCAUGCUUGCUUCUUUUUCCUUGGGCUGCUUGCGUGCUGAGCCCUGUGCUGAUUGAACAUCCUGAACCAGCUUCUAGUUAUAGCAGUCUCGGUAGUAUCUGUAAUGUUUAGGCGUUAACUUAGUUCAUUGUGAUCGGCUUGAAACCUUUUGGAAAACGGUUGUCAUGCUUGCAGAGGUUCAAGCCUUCUUAUUGCGUUGUAAUGUAGUAGUUUGUUUACUUGUAGUGUCGAUGCUAUUCGAGCAUGAAGCAUCAAUUAUGAAUGGAAAGUUUGUUUACUUGGAAGCCGAAAUCAUGUUCUUUCUUUA
This is a messenger RNA of Brachypodium distachyon (stiff brome), 2857 nucleotides long. RefSeq lists its product as uncharacterized. The record is from RefSeq and is a predicted model, not a curated record. The transcript has 12 exons. Lineage: Eukaryota; Viridiplantae; Streptophyta; Magnoliopsida; Poales; Poaceae. Gene Ontology annotation, cellular component: nucleus; chromatin. Bases 153 to 2513 code for a protein of 786 amino acids. Gene Ontology annotation, biological process: mitotic sister chromatid cohesion; DNA repair.